Messenger RNA from Lycium barbarum (goji berry), 2816 nucleotides. RefSeq lists its product as uncharacterized. NCBI's taxonomy places the organism in Eukaryota, Viridiplantae, Streptophyta, Magnoliopsida, Solanales, Solanaceae. The coding region runs from base 235 to 2466 and encodes 743 amino acids. Gene Ontology annotation, molecular function: zinc ion binding; protein binding. The transcript has 4 exons. The record is from RefSeq and is a predicted model, not a curated record.
AAAGUGGUCAAAUAUAAUCUUUUUAGGGUUAAUUACGUUCAUCUCUCUCAACCUCAAGUGCCAAAGUAGACGCCAUUCACAUCUCCAAGAAUUGAAUUUUAUGCAAAUCUCUCCUAUCUGUUCUUGAAAUAACAAUAACAGUUGCAAUAUCUUUUUUUUUGGGUUGUAUGACCAAUAUAUGUUUGUUUAGCUGGUGCAAUUUAUUUGGUUGAAGUUUUUAUGCCGACCUAAGUGAUGGCCUCCAAGAAAAUAAUUGCCAUUUGUCAAUCUGGAGGAGAAUUUGUUACCAACAAUGAAGACGGGUCUUUGACAUAUGUUGGCGGGGAAGCAUAUGCACUAGACCUCGAUAACCAGACACUUCUGAACGAUUUUAAGAAAGAAGUAGCAGAAAACUUUGAGUGUGGGACCAAUGGAAUGACGAUAAAGUAUUUUCUCCCUGGGAAUAAGAAGACUCUCAUUACAAUAUCUAAAGAUAAGGACCUCAAGCGUAUGAUCAACUUCUUCAAGGAUUCUGAACAAGUAGAGGUGUUUAUAAUUGUAGAAGAAGUUGUUGCUCGAAGUACUCCGAAUGUGUCUGCCAGUAGGUCGAGCAGGACCAACAUAUCAGAGCCUGCACAUACUCCUGCUAUCCCUGUGGAUAUGAUCCAUCCUGAUGAUCUGUUUCAAUCACCCGUUGAUACUAGUCCCGUAGGUGUUUAUCCGAGUAGCAAUGAUGAGAAGCAUCGCAGAGCAGCUAUGCAGUGGGAGAAUGCCAUUACUGGCGUGGGGCAAAGAUUUAACAGCUUUUCCGAAUUCCGUGAAGCUUUACAUAAAUAUUCAAUUGCCCAUGGAUUCACUUAUAAAUACAAGAAAAAUGAAAGUCGCAGAGUAACUGCUAAAUGCAAGUCAGAAGGUUGUGCUUGGUCGAUAUACGCAUCAAAGUUGCCUACCACCGAGCUAAUAUGUAUUAAGACGAUGAACUCAAAGCAUACAUGUGAUGGAGCUGCAGUAAAAGCUGGAUACCGGUCCACAAGGGGUUGGAUGGGAAAUAUAAUAAAGGAAAAGUUGAAGGUUGCUCCUAAUUACAAGCCUAAGGAUAUCGCAAAUGAUAUCGAGCGUGAAUAUGGCAUUCAGUUGAACUAUUCUCAGGCAAGACGUGCGAAAGAGAAGGCAAGAGAGCAGCUUCAAGGUUCUUACAGAGAGGCAUAUAGUCAGUUACCUUUAUUGUGUGAGAAAAUUAAAGAAACUAAUCCUGGUAGUGUUGCUAUAGUUUCCGCAAAGGAGGACUCGAGCUUCCAUCGUUUAUUUAUCUCGUUUCAUGCCUCGAUAUCUGGUUUUCGACAAGGUUGCCGCCCUCUUCUAUUCCUUGACAGCACGCUUCUCUAUGCAAAAUAUCAAGGAACAUUAUUGGCUGCCGUUGGUGUGGAUGGGAAUGAUGGUGUCUUUCCUUUAGCCUUUGCGGUUGUAGAUGAAGAGACAAACGACAACUGGCAUUGGUUUCUUUCGGAACUUAAAUCUGCUGUCCAAAUGUCCUGUCCAAUAACAUUUGUGUGUGAUUUCCAAAGGGGCAUAAGAGAGUCGUUGCAUGAUAUAUUUAAUGAAGAGUGUCACCACGGUUAUUGCCUGCGCUAUCUUGCGGAAAAACUGAAUAACGACUUGCAAGGACAGUUUUCUCAUGAAGCUAGACGUCUUAUGAUCCAAGAUUUAUAUACUGCUGCUUGCGCCCCGACACUCGAGAGUUUUGAGCGCUGUGCUGAGAAUAUACGAGCAAUCUCUCCCGAUGCAUACGAUUGGGUCACUGGAAGUGAGCCCGACCAUUGGGCGAAUGCUCUUUUCGGUGGAGCAAGGUAUGGUUUAUUGACAUCCAAUUUCGGGCAGCUUUUUUAUGAUUGGGUGAUGGAGGUGAAUGAGCUGCCGAUAACACAAAUGGUUGACGUAUUACGAGGAAAGAUAAUGGAAUUGAUCUAUACUAGGCGUGUUGAGUCCGAUCAGUGGGCUACGAGAUUGACACCAUUGAUGGAAGAAAAGCUUCAGAGCGAAACCUCAAAAGCGAGGUCACUUCAAGUAUUACCCUCACAUGGGAGCACGUUCGAAGUUCGUGGCGAGUCUGUUGACGUUGUUGAUAUUGAUCAAUGGGAUUGUAGUUGCAAAGGUUGGCAAUUAAACGGGAUGCCUUGCUGCCAUGCUAUUGCUGUUCUCGAAUUGAUAGGAAGGAGUCCAUAUGAUUAUUGUUCCAGAUACUUCACAACCGAGAGUUACCAUGUAACAUAUGUUGAAUCAAUUAACCCCGUCCCUAAUCUGGAAAGCCCAGCAAAUGGUGAAGUCGAUGCGGCAGUUAUUAUUACUCCCCCACCAUCCAAACGCCCACCUGGCAGACCAAAGAUGAAAAAGGUCGACGCUUUUGACAUUGUUAAACGGCAGAUGCAGUGUAGCAGGUGUAAGGGCCUAGGUCACAAUAAGAAAACAUGCGGUGCUUCGUAUUCUUGAAACAGGAAGGUAAAUAGGUUCGACGAAUCAGAUCCUCUACUCCUUACGGGCUUGGUAACCGAAGACCUUGAAGGCACAGAGUGAUUUUCGGUACCCUGUCCGCUAGUGUUAAAAGUUAAAUUGCUUAGAUACUUGCUGAUGGAAAACCUUUAGUUAGAUCUUGAGUCCAUUAAUAGAAACAUAUGUCAAUUCUUGAAGUUGGUUUCAUUAGUCAGAACUUGUCCGUUAAAGUCGUGCGCUCUGGUUUUAUUAUCGUCCCUCUCCCUUGAACAUGAAAAAUAAAAUGUUGAAUAUUAUUAAAAACAGGAAGAGUGGAUAUAACAGUAGUGUCAAAGUGAAGGCGUUUGAUA